AAAAGUUCCCAUGUUAUGCUUAUAUCAGCUUGUCGUGGUUCAUGUUAUCCAACCAAACACUUUGCAGCUGCUGACACACUGUGGUGCCAGUGAUUACAGUAACGUUACACUGUAACCGCCGCUGUAACGCAUGAAUAAGAUGAGAUUACCACGACGGAUCCUCACACUCCACACAGCACCUUUAAGGAGAGCAUCCUCAGCCCCUGCAGGCAUGGUGAACUUUGUCCCCGCCUGCAGCACCACUGAUGCUCACUCCCUGGAGCUGCUGCAGGACUUUGUGUCCCGAGCCCGGCGCCUGUUUGUCAUCAGUGGAGCAGGACUCUCCACUGAGUCAGGGAUCCCUGAUUACCGCUCAGAGGGUGUCGGGCUGUACGCUCGCACCGACAGACGACCCAUGCAGCAUGCAGAGUUCAUCCGCAGUGCAAAGUCUCGUCAACGCUACUGGGCCAGAAACUUUGUCGGGUGGCCGCAGUUCUCCUCCCGUCAGCCAAACUCUGCACACAAGGCCCUGCAGCGGUGGGAGGCGAGAGGCAAACUGCACUGGCUGGUGACACAAAACGUGGACGCUCUUCAUUCAAAGGCAGGGCAGAAGAGACUGACUGAGCUACACGGCUGUUCCCACAGGGUGAUGUGUCUCGGCUGUGGUGCCAUCUCAGCGAGGAAGAAGCUCCAGGAACGAUUCAUAGCACUAAACCCAGACUGGAGUGUGCAGACAGGCGCUGUGGCUCCAGACGGCGAUGUCUUCAUCGAGGACGAGCAGGUCCUCCAUUUCAGAGUCCCCUCCUGCGAGGGCUGUGGAGGAAUACUGAAGCCUGAGGUCACGUUUUUUGGAGACACCGUGAACAGAGCGACUGUACAGUUUGUGCACGACAGGCUGGCGGAGUCGGAUGCGGUGCUAGUGGCGGGGUCAUCAUUACAGGUAUAUUCAGGAUACAGGUUUUUACUGGCUGCAGGGGAACGGAAAAUGUCAGUGGCCAUCCUGAACAUUGGACCUACAAGGGCAGACCACCUGGCUGAGCUGAAAGUGAGCGGCCGCUGUGGGGAAGUGCUGUCAGUUAUUCAACCUCUCUGACCGACAUGCGGUUUGAUUAUUCUACAUUUAAGAAAUAUUUCACCACCCACAUGAUCCUUAGUAUAUCAGUUACACACCUCAUGUUACUUUGAAUUCCUGAAUAAAACUUUGUUUCUCUUACAUGCCUCCACAGUGAACGAAGAAUCUAAACAAAGGCGAGUCAUAACAUCUGUUUACAAACUCUCACACAACUCAUGCGGUUUAUUUCAAGUCUCAUUAUCCAGUCGUAUGUUCAUUAGGUCCCAAACACAUGUAUUUUCACUACAACUUUAUUAUUUAGAACUAAACUAAAAGUGAAACUUAUCGAUGCUCUCUUCAAAGCCAGACUCCAUUGGCAAAAACAGUAAUUUUACCUCACUGAACACAGGAGCUGCUCGUCUACUGCUGCCUCUCUCAGUUAGUUUACAUUUACAGAUCUAAACUUAUGGCCGUACCUUGGCUAUAUUAACUGUGUUCUGGUCGGGGUGAAAAGCCUCCGAAGCAGCAUUUUACAUGAAGUACGAUACUAAUUUCACUUGCUCCGAAAAGCUGCACCUCUUAGCCUUCACAACUGCUUCAGUAUUAGGUGUGCGAAGUCAUCUAGUGGAUCGGAUUGGACCCUUUGGAGGGCCGGUUCUGGCCCUUGGGCUGUAUGUUUGACACCCCUGCUUUAAAGGGUGAGAACGCAUCCAAAGUCACACAAUAACACUAACUGAUAGAGGCAGCAGUAGGUCAGGAACUCCUGUGUUCAGUGAGGUAAAAUAACUGUUUUUGUCAAUGGAGUCUGGCUUUGAAGAGAACAUAAGUUUUACUUUCAGUUCAGACCCCAUCUGAACGCAGCAUAUGACUCAUCAAGAAAGGUCUAUUCAUCAAAAAUGUUAUAAUUUUUUUCUGGAUUCUUUGUUCAACAUGGAGGCACGCGGAUUUAAAAAAACAAAACAUUUUCUUCAAAAAUUCAAGAUAACACAGUGUGAGCAAUUGAUAUACAAAUCAUCAUUUGGAAGCUAUGAAAACUACCUCAGACUCAAACAGGUGAACAACAUAAUGAACUGAACUGUCAGCUAUUUUUACAGUAGCCUAAAAGAAUCCAGGAGAAUUCGCUGCUAUUAUCAAAGUAGGGCAAACACUGACAUAUCUUCUCUCAUGUACUUUAUGCAGAAUAAUGUUUUUAAAAAGUGUGCCAGUCAGUUUCAGCUUCUCUGCACACAACAGAUUGGUAUCACGGGAUCAGUAUCUUGGUCCAACAAACAGAGACACAUGGACUCUGCCUGGAGAAACAGAAAGACUCAAGCUGUACUGUAUUUGGUGUUGCCGCUGUUGGUUUUGGCAUCACCGAAGUCGAUGAUACAGCAUGUGUGGUUCAGUGUCUGAGGGCCCUGAGUUGGAAGCUGGAGGCUGUGAAAUGAGAGGUGGAGGAGGGAGACACAUGGUUCAUCUCCUCGGGCUCUGUUGUACUGUUGAGUACUUAAACUGCUUUUAUUUAAAUAAACUGAGCUACGAGUGACACUGUAUUGUAGAUGUUUGUGCAAGCUGUUAGUGCACGAAGGUACAAAUCAUGAAGCAAGCUAUCAGGCAAUAAGCUGGUUUUUAUAGGGUGUGAUUUGUGUUAUCCUGACAUGGAUUAGUCUCAUGUUCUUAUAUAAUGCUGCUGACACAGAUAGGUGCUCACUUAAAAUGCUAACAGUGAAUACAUGGACCUUUACUCAAUGUGUCUAACAAUAAAAGUACAAGGCUUGAGACUACAAACUGUUUUCAGCAACCUGUCAGGCAAUCGAUCAUAUUUCACCUUAAACUGAUACAAAUGUUUGUAUUUUAAAUGUCAUGACAAAAAUGUGUUCUUUCCUGUUUUACUUUAUUUAAAUAAAGAAUUUUAAAGCCUUGCACCAUUUAACCAAA
Messenger RNA from Epinephelus moara (kelp grouper), 2947 nucleotides. RefSeq names its product sirtuin 4 (gene sirt4). NCBI's taxonomy places the organism in Eukaryota, Metazoa, Chordata, Actinopteri, Perciformes, Serranidae. The record is from RefSeq and is a predicted model, not a curated record. The transcript has 4 exons. Gene Ontology annotation, molecular function: NAD+ binding; NAD-dependent protein lysine deacetylase activity. Bases 131 to 1072 code for a protein of 313 amino acids.